Macrobrachium nipponense is the source of this 1722-nucleotide messenger RNA. RefSeq names its product von Willebrand factor A domain-containing protein 5A-like. The record is from RefSeq and is a predicted model, not a curated record. Lineage: Eukaryota; Metazoa; Arthropoda; Malacostraca; Decapoda; Palaemonidae. Bases 148 to 1722 code for a protein of 524 amino acids. The transcript is spliced from 12 exons.
GUCUGCCGCUAUUCCACUUAUACAGUUGCAAAAUAGUUGACAAGUCGUGAGAAUUUAUCUGCACCGAAGAUUAAGUGUUGACAGUUUCGUCUUCGGUAGUGUGAUUAGUGUUUGCCAUUGUGUUGACACUAUCUACCAAUUUCAAAGAUGACUCCUUGGGGUUUAAUUGGGCGAGUUCAAGUUGCUGAGGAAUCUCAACAUAUCGACUUUGGUUAUUACGCCCGUGAAGUCCAUGUGGUAACUCUGAAGGCAGUUGACAUCAAUGUUACAGUACGUGGAUUUGCUGCGAGAGUAGAGGCAUCUCUGACAUACCACAAUGCCACAGAUAAUGCUCUUGAGCUUGAGUUCAGGAUGCCAGUUGAUGAAGGUGCUGCUGUGUACAAGUUUGAAGCAGUCAUUGAUGGCCGGAAGAUCUCGGCACAGUGCUUGGAAAAGAAAAAGGCUGAACAAAUUUACAAGGAUGCUGUCCAGUCUGGCCAUACUGCAGUUCUAGCCAGGGAGGAUGCUCUGACUGCAGAUGUAUUUCACUUGGCUUUAGGGAAUCUCCCAGGAGGUUCUCAAGCUGAACUGCAGUUGAGUAUGAUGAUGGAACUAAAAGUCAAGACUGAUGGAGCCGUGAGUUUCACUUUGCCAACUGUUCUUAAUCCUCGAUACUGUCCUGGUGACAUUUCUCCCAGCCAGCAUACAGAGAGUGUUGCACAAACUGGCAACCCUGAAACAGUCAUUGUGUCUGAAGCCUAUACAUUUGGUAUGAAUGCUAAGGUUCAAGGGGGACAUACUAUAGCUCGCAUAACCUCACACCGUGAGUCCUUGAAUGUGGAAUUAAGUGACGACAGUAUGUCAGCAAAGGUGACUCAAGACAGCGGUGGAUUUAAGCCAGAUCAUGACUGGAGCAUGUUGAUAUACUAUGCCAAUCCAUACAAAACUCACAUCAUUCGAGAAUCAGGAGAACGAGCUGGUACUGGCCUCAUGAAGGAUGAUCUUGUCAUGGUCAAUUUACACCCAGAAUUCCCAGAAGAAAGUUACUCUCACAGAAACGAGAUUUUAUUUGUCGUGGAUCGCUCCGGAAGCAUGGAAGGAGAUAGCAUACAAAGUGCACGCGCCACACUUCUCUUGUUCCUGAAGAGUCUUCCUACGGGAUGUUACUUCAAUGUUAUAAGUUUUGGAAGCACGUAUUCUCUACUGUUCCCAGAUGGGAGCCAGGAAUACACAGAGAAAACACUGAAGAAGGCACUGAAACUUCAUGCUACAAUAAAAGCUGAUAUGGGGGGCACAGAAAUUUUGCAGCCUAUUAAGCAGAUUUAUUCUACACCUCCUAAACCUGGAUAUGCAAGGCAGGUUAUUCUGUUAACUGAUGGGCAAGUAUUCAAUGUAGAUCAAGUGAAAGAACUAGUAAGUUGCCAUGCCCACGAAACCAGGGUAUUUGCAGUGGGUAUUGGCAAUGGUGCUUCAACAGCUUUGGUUUAUGGCUUGGCCAGGGCUGGUCGAGGUCAUGCUGAGAUGGUAUAUCAACAAGACAAGCUACAACUCAAGGUGAUGGGGUUAGUGAGAUCGAUGCUACAAGAAUCUGCGCAGGAUGUGAAGAUCAGUUUUGAAGUGGAUCCUCCUGGAGGAAUUAAAUUAAUUCCCAAAAAUCCUCCAAUAAUAUUUGGUGGUCAACAUCUCAUUAUGUAUGUACGGGUGCCUACAUCAACAGAGGUAAUUGCUCUGUCUUAUUACUAG